AUGCACGCACCACCAGGAUAUACCCCUGGCAGCUACGACUCCCGGGGCAACUACAUCCCCACUGACGAUGAGGUGAUGGCGUACCAGGCAGCUAGGGUCGCAUGGGAGGACCAAGUUGUGUACGGAUACUACGCGUUGGCGUUUAUCGUGGGCGUGCUGGCGCUGGCGGUUGUCAGCCACUUGUUCUGGGUCCUCCGUGUGAGGUAUAACAGGUUGGGCAAAGUGGUAGGAUACGCGCGCCUCGCCGCUGCUCUCCGCCUGAUGAGCUAUCCACGCCUCAUGCCCACUUCCCUCAACUGGAUUUGGUCAUGGGGUGCCCUCGGCCCAAACCUGAUCCUCGUGGCUGGCCUCCUGGUCGCCUCCUGCCUCACGUGGGUCAACAAGCUGUACUACUAUCCGCCAUACUACGGCAGCGCUCCGCUGUAUCUUCGCAGCGAGUGGAUAGCAAUGGCCACCCUUCCGUUUGUCUACGUGCUCGGAGCCAAGCGCAACAUGCUUUCAGUUCUCACCGGUGUAUCCCAUGAAAAGCUCCAGAUCCUGCACCAAGGAGCCGCCUUCAACUUUAUCUACAUGUCGCUUGUGCACACCAUUACUGCCUGCAUUCGCGCCGAUCGGGAGUACGGCCUCGUCCUCACCAUCCAGUUCGACGAUAUUUACAUUUCGGGCUUUGUGGCACUUGCUCCACUCUUGGUGCUGUUCGUCGGAUCGCUCCCGCCCAUCCGCAAGUACCUGUACGAGGCAUUCUACUACGUCCACAUUGUCAUGGCACUGUUCUUCCUGGGUGCCCUCUUUUGGCAUGGAUAUGGCCUUCUGGACAAUGACAGCGUGGCGUGGCGGCUCGGCUGGAUGCUCCUGAACAACCCGUCAUGGCACCUCGCUCGUAUCGAACUGCUCAGCGAAGACACCUACAAACUCACCGUCCCAACAUACACCCUCAAGUGGAAGGCCGGUCAGCACGUCUUUCUCCGGUUCAUGGCCGUCCGCGCACUCGAGUCGCACCCAUUCACCAUCUCCAACAUGUGCACGGCGGGUGAAGUUGACACCAUGGUCUUUCUCGUCCGUUCCCAGAACGGUUUUACCAAGGCUCUCCUGCAACACGCUCUCCGCACCAACACGGGCGAGUACAAGGUCCUCGUAGACGGACCAUACGGCCAUUCCGCCGACGAGCUGCGCGUGUUCGACUCUGUCCUCGUGUGCGUCGGUGGCAGCGGCAUCUCGUGGGCCGUGGCGGUCCUGCAGGCGCUUGCAGCUUCGCCUCGCCCUCCUGCCAUAAAGCUGGUCUGGGCGGUCCGUGACGCCUCUGCCCAGGGGUGGUUUGCUUCUGAAAUUGCCGCUCUGAACAAGGCCGCGACAGUGGAGAUACAUGUGACCGGAGGCGGCCACGACUCGCCGGCGUCUGCCCAUAGCGACAAGGAAGACUCUCCGUCAAUGUCGAGCGCGAUUCAACAUGGCCGACCAGACUUCAAGGCGAUCAUUGCUCAUCACGUUGGACAAGCACAGGGGAGCGUGGCAGUCGCGGCUUGUGGACCAGAGUCGUUGCUUGCAGACUGCGCCAACGGCGUCUGGCGUGUCGAGCUAGAUAUCUUGAUGGGGAGGCUGCCAGAGGUGGACGAGGUGUACUUUGCUAGCGAGGCCUAUGGCUGGUGA
Molecule: messenger RNA, 1647 nt
Organism: Apiotrichum porosum
Lineage: Eukaryota; Fungi; Basidiomycota; Tremellomycetes; Trichosporonales; Trichosporonaceae
Exons: 3
Coding region: 1-1647 (548 amino acids)
Biological process (GO): intracellular iron ion homeostasis; copper ion import; iron ion transport
Cellular component (GO): plasma membrane
Molecular function (GO): ferric-chelate reductase activity
Source: RefSeq, a predicted model, not a curated record